AUGUCCGGGCAGGACGGGAGCACGGAGAAAUUAUCCAACACCAUCGGCGGCGUCUUUGCCGAGGCGGACAAGCACAAAACAACGUGGGUGCGGACCAGCAAGACGGUCAUUGCCAAGCUCGCGGCGCCGCUGCUGCCCCGGAUGGGCCUGACGGCGGACCGCACGGCGCCGGUGACGCUGCUGGACAAUGCGGCCGGCGCGGGCGUCAUGGCGCAGGAGGUGAACAAGGUGCUGCCGCGGACGACGCUGCAGGCCGGGUCGAUUCUGGCGACGGAUAUGGCAGGGUCGCUGGUGAGGAUCAUGCAGGAGCGCAUCAAGACGGAAGGCUGGAUCAACACGGAAGCUCGUGUCGUCGACGCGCAGGAUACAAAGUUGCCGGAUAAUACGUAUAGUCACGUUUCGAUACUGCUGGGCCUGCACAUUAUUCCCGACCCAGAUGCUGCUGUCAAAGAGGCGAUUCGCGUCCUCCAGCCGGGCGGCAUCUUUGGCGCCACCACCAUCCCCCCCCACAACCAAAACAACAAAUUCUGGUUCGCCGACGUCGAGACGGCCUUUGCCGCCAUGCCCUUUGACGCGCCGUACCCGUCGCCCAUGCCCACGCAGAUGCACGCGUCGGGCGCCUGGUACGACGCGGCGUGGGUGGCGACGCACCUGCAAGCGCUCGGCCUGCGCGACGUGCGCGUCGCGGUGCAGGGCGACGCGUACUAUAUAAAGGAUGCGGACGAGUUUCUCGACAUGUUUGGCAUGAUGCUGGGGUUUGUGAUGAAGAUGUUUUGGAGCGAGGCGCAGCGGGCGGCGCAUCCGGUGGAGGAGGUGAGGGAGCUGCUGAGGGAGCAUCUGGUGGAAAAGUAUGGAGGCAAAGGGUGGGAGGUGAAGUGGGAUGUGUUGUACAUGACGGGAAGGGCGGACAAGUAG
This is a messenger RNA of Beauveria bassiana ARSEF 2860, 915 nucleotides long. Its product is annotated as methyltransferase domain-containing protein. Gene Ontology annotation, molecular function: methyltransferase activity. Bases 1 to 915 code for a protein of 304 amino acids. The transcript is spliced from 3 exons. The record is from RefSeq and is a predicted model, not a curated record. NCBI's taxonomy places the organism in Eukaryota, Fungi, Ascomycota, Sordariomycetes, Hypocreales, Cordycipitaceae.